Oncorhynchus nerka (sockeye salmon) is the source of this 2629-nucleotide messenger RNA. RefSeq names its product trace amine-associated receptor 13c-like. The record is from RefSeq and is a predicted model, not a curated record. NCBI's taxonomy places the organism in Eukaryota, Metazoa, Chordata, Actinopteri, Salmoniformes, Salmonidae. Bases 250 to 1200 code for a protein of 316 amino acids. Gene Ontology annotation, biological process: G protein-coupled receptor signaling pathway. Gene Ontology annotation, cellular component: membrane. Gene Ontology annotation, molecular function: trace-amine receptor activity. The transcript has a single exon.
UCCUGUCACACAUUACAUCAUGUUUUCAUGCAUGAUAUGUUAAUCUAACCGUUUGUUCGUGUGUGUGUGUGUGUGUGUGUGUGUGCGUGCGUGUGUGUGCAAAGAGACUCCGGAGGAGGGGAGUUUCUGUCAGUAACUCAGGGAUAAAUAGAGAGGCAGAGUUCAGAGUUUGUCAGAAGACGGACCUGACAGGGUCGCACACAGGACCAAGCAGGAGCAGGACCUCAGCAUUUUUAACUUUUAUUACAAAUGGAGAAACAUGAAGAUGUUAUAAACGGUUUUCAAGACGGAAAUUAUUCUUCCAGAAAGGCUUCGCUAUCGACAUCUAUCUACAUAACACUGUACAUCUUCUUCUCAUUGAUUUCAGCAGUUACAGUAUUUUUGAACCUACUGGUGAUCAUCUCCAUCUCUCACUUCAAGCAGCUCCACACUACAACCAACCUGCUCAUCCUCUCUCUGGCUGUGUCAGAUCUCCUGGUGGGACUGAUUGUGAUACCAGUAACGACUGUAGCAAUAAUGGAAUCAUGCUGGGGAUUUGGGGAAUAUUUCUGUGUGUUUCAUUUAUAUAUGGCUUUUUUAUGUACUUCUUUAUCUCUGGGCAGUUUGGUCUUGAUAUCUAUUGACCGCUAUGUUGCUGUGUGUGAUCCCUUAUCGUAUCACUCUAAAAUAACAACAACAAGAACUAUCUGUUGUAUAUCCAUUACCUGGUGUUGUUGUAUCAUAUACGAUGCUGUUAUUAUAAAAAGAGUUGUAAAUGUACAGGUACUGAGUAGGUGCUUGACAGAAUGUUUUAUUGUUGAAGGGAUAACCUGGGUUAAUAUCAUUGACCUUGUAAGUACAACGGUUGUCCCGUGCUCUAUUAUUAUAACACUUUAUUUGAAAAUCUUUGUGGUGGCCAGAUCACAGGCCAGAAAGGUAUUUUCAAAAGAGGCUGCCAGUGUGUCUGGUGUUAAAACUGUACAUGCAAGUAAGUCUGAGAGAAAAGCAGCAAAAACUCUAGCUAUUGUUGUUGUCAACUAUUUCAUUUGUUGGAUUCCAUCUCUAUUUGUUUUCUCUUUUUUUUCUAUUUUAUUUGAAAAUUUCUUAGCAUAUUUCAUCAGUUUUCUGCCACUUGUUAAUUCCUUAAUUAAUCCAAUAAUUUAUGCUUUCUUUUAUCCAUGGUUCAAAGUGACAGCUAAACGUAUUUUAAAUCUGAAAUGAAGGUGUUCAUAGUUCCUAUAAUUGUAUUCCCUCGGUAGGCCAACAUAUGUUUGAUAUAGUUUUGUAAUACAAUUGUUGUAAUUAUUUUUUUCAUGAAACAAUACACUGACAUUACUUAUCUCAGUGUUGUCAUCAUAGAUACAUGUGGUGUUGAUACAGAAUGAUUUGUCUGAAUUGGAAUGGAAUGACUUGGAGGAGGGAUAAAGACAUAAGCUUGUUUUAUAAAAUACAUUGUAGUCAUUGUGGAUUGUAUACUACAAACACCUAAGGCUGUGGUUGUUCCUUGUUAUUUAAUGAUACAUAGUAUGUAAGUAUUCUAAAAGUACAUUCCCAGGACAACAUGAGUCAUUCUAUAUGUUGUUUAACAUCUCCCUCUAGUGGCUCAAUUGUGACACGUCUUCAUCCUGUGUUGUUAAGUUGAAAUGUACAAUACUGCUUCAGUUAACCUCCAAGUCUAUCUCAGUGGUGUAUUGUAUAAGUAGUUGAUUUUAAAAUAUUUGAAAAUGCAAUUAUGUGUAACACUUUAUAAUAACAUUCAGUAAUGAACCAUUUGUAAGGCAUUUACAGUUUGUAAGGCAUUUAGAGUUUGCUCACCAUUUAAUAUUUAUGCCACUUUUGUAAAAUGUUACUUAUCUUUGGUAUUCUCACAUUUAUAAAUAACUUCUACAGUAUAUAUAUUAAUUAUUCAACACAACGGCCCAGGAGACUGUAGCAGACACUUCAACCUCAACAUGCUGGGUAUUAACACUUCCAAAACUCUCACUACUUCACUGCUGAAAGGUCAGGGGUCACACCAGAGCAGCUCUCUCAGAAGCUGUUUAGUGUGAAUGAAUAUGGAGAUUGGGUAACACACAAACCAUUUCAUAAUGUAUAAUCAUGUAUUUUCAUAAGAUGUUUAAUAAAUGUCUAUGAACCAUUUAAUAGUCAUUAGUAAGUCGUGAGAGUUUUGGACUCUCUGCAAGUCGUGUUGCAUUGCAGUCCCUAAUCUAAAGUGAAGACUAUUCGUACUUUCUAAUAAUUUAUAAAUGUUUUGAACAGGGACCAGUGUAAUUCAUCACAAAAAGAUGGACAUGCUAUUGGUAGACAUCCCAGCAGUCCCGGAUGCUCCUUAAGUUCUCAAAAGGACCUGGAACAAAUCAAUGGUUAAACAAUAAGCAAACAACACAGAGGAUGUUAAAGGAAAUAUAUUGAACAUUUUAUUCCAAAACAGUCACACUGUUGUAGUAGUGUGCUGAAGGAAGUAAUGUGUUUGUCUGAAAAUGAUAACAUUCUUGUUUGUUGGCAGUGAAUACCAAAACCAAAGUGUGGGUUGCAGUCACUCAUUAGAAAUCAAAUCACAUUUCAUUUAUAUAUUGAACAUUUUAUUAGUAGUAGUGUGCUGAAGAAAGUAACGUGUUUGUCUGAAAAUGACAGAAUUCUUGUUGGCAGU